AUGUGGGAUAGGGAAGAAGAAGGUGUGAAAAAUUAUCUUCUCUCUCGUGCAGACACGCUACUUUUUCCAUGCGGACAAUCAAGGGGUGGUGUCUUCCUUCAUGGGGGGCCCUCUGGAGUGACUACAGCUCAUUACAUCUGCUGACUCAGCGGCGGUACCUGCAUCGCUAUCCUAUCCGUAUGGGCCUGAGGCGAAGGCCCCUUAACAGGUCGGGAGCUUGUGGACCGAAGGCCACUCCUCUGGCUGGAUCUCUCCGAGCCCCCAAGGGAGAAAUUAGUCCUGUCCCUCCCUCCACAGUCAUGUCCAUAGGGAAGUGUAGUAAAGAGCAGAAGUCGGCCAUGGCGUCUGUUUCAGCUUCCUGUCCAACAGAUCCCCACGCCAGUAUAUCCUUGGCCUCUACAUGGUACCAUGGAACACCGCAUCAGGAGGGCCACCGAGCAUUGCUAUUAGACUUAACACUUUAUCGCCAGGAGACGCUUCUUCCAAUUCUCCAUGCGUUGAAGAAGGAACGAUGUCUGCUGGAAAAACGAAUGGUUGAAUUUGAACACAAGGUGAAAGAACUAUGGGAAGUGCGGGAGAAGAUUAAGGCAAUGAUUCUUCAACAUGAAAGCAUACAGCAGCAAGAAAUGUUGCGGUUAUUUGAGUCGUCCCAAGGCGUAAGUCCUAUAACUUCUGGCGAGAUUCAAAACGCCAAAAUGCCAGCUAAUGAAACAAUUGAGCUCUGAAUGGAAAAUAUUCUACUAUUUUCCUUUUUUCAUCGAAAAUGUAUCUCAAUAAAUGUCAUUUUAUGCUAUUUGGUUGAUCAUUUUUUUUAGCUAUCAUGUAGUAUGUAUUUAACCUUCUAUUUACCAUAUUGUUGAAGAUAGGCGCGUGAAAUCCUUGUGUUGUUGUCUUUUGGUGCUCCUUUUGGCAACUACUUUUGCUUUUGUUUGGGUUGGCAUGCUGAUGAUGGUACAACAAUUAAAGUGCAUCCGGUAUGCAUCUAUGAAGAUUUGGUAAACUCAAGCAUUUCAUUGGGUAAAAAGCAGAGCAUGGCGUCGUAUGCGUAGUUUAGGGGAAGGAAAAAACAAUAAUACUGGUUUUUGAUAUGAAUAGGAUCUAGUAAAUACACUGAUACAUAGAUCAUAUUGAGUGUCGUUGUAACUAGAUUUUGUGGUGCGUGAUAUGUCAGACAGGACAGCAUUUCGUCUUUCUUGCGUGUGCGUAUGUGAAUGCCGCAUUAUUGUGGUAAAUAAAA
Messenger RNA from Phytomonas sp. EM1, 1237 nucleotides. The record is from the annotation of a GenBank genome assembly. NCBI's taxonomy places the organism in Eukaryota, Euglenozoa, Kinetoplastea, Trypanosomatida, Trypanosomatidae.